GGCUUAAAAAAUAAUAAUUAGGUACAUACUAUAUAGUAGAUAAAUAAUUUUAUUUUAAAUUAUUUUGUAGCAGUAGUAGUGGUAAUAUACUAAUAUAGAAGUAUUGCCAUGUGUUAAUUUGUGUUAAUUUGUGACAAAACUUUUUAAUUUGACUGCUAUAAAAAGGUAUGACUGUAUACCAUAAAAUAUUAAAAAUCUUACAUUUAGUUGCAGUGUGUACAGUACACCAAUAAAGAGCUUAUUUACUUCUAAGACUAGACACCUGUGGAUAUUGUUCACAUCAUGUUAGUUGUAGUCACAGCAAUAGUGUGCAGUUUAAUUGGCCAUAUACAUAGUAUAGACCAGUGUAAUGGUUUGUACAGUGAUUAUUCUCAUCAUUUAUCAUCAAAAACUCCAUAUAGAUAUGUAGCCAACUAUAACACUGAAUCGGUCAACUUUGAAGGUUGUAAGGCAUGGAAAAUUUGGCUAGUCCAAAGACAUGGUACAAGGACACCCGGUAAAGAAUUAGAUCAAUUYGUUAAAGACAGAUUACUCAAAAUUCAAAAAGACAUAGUAAACAAUUUGAUUGAAUGCAAUCUAUGCAAUAAAGAUAAAAUAAAAUCAUGGACACCUCAUGAAGAAAUAGAUGAUCAAAAAUUUUAUAAAGUUUGCCAAAAAUGGAGAAAAGAUGUUAAAAAAUCCUCUUCAGCAUUAGUUGAAUACCAACAAUUUGUUGAAUCUCAAUUGACUAAUGUCACUCUUAAAAGUUUAUCUUCAAGACUUGGACUUGAUUACACUUUAACAUUUAAGGAUGCCAAGAAUAUAUAUACAUAUUGUGCUUUUGAAACCGCUUGGGAGAAAAAUAAAGUUUCACCAUGGUGUUCAAUUUUUAAUAAAACUGAUUUAAUGCUUUUCGAAUAUAGUGAAGAUUUGAAGCAUUAUUUAAUAGAUGGUUAUGCUUAUGAGUUAUCAUACAAGCAAGCUUGUGUCUUAUUAAAAAAUGCWAUUGAAUAUUUUGAUGAUCAAGAUUUAAAUAGCAAAAAUGGUAUUUUCUAUUUUACCCACUCGGGUACAAUUUUGAAAAUGCUUGGAUUGUUAGGUCUUUAUAAAGAUGAACAUAAAUUAAAGCAUGACAACUAUAUUAAUAUGGAGAAUCGACAGUGGAGGACUUCAAAAAUUGAUCCUUUUGGUUCAAAUAUUGCAUUUGUUUUAUACAAGUGUCAUAAUAAUGAAACAAAGAUAUUAACAUUGCACCAAGAAAGAAUUGUCCAUUUUAAUGGUUGCAAAGAUGGUCUUUGUUCGUAUGAAAAAUUUAAACAACUGUUUACGAAUGAACUUCAAAACUGUAAUUUUGAUGAAAUGUGUAAUAUUGACUAAAUUAUUUAAGCUUAGAAAAAUUAUUUUWUUUAUGUAUCAAUUAUUUUUUCUUUUUUUGUUACACAUAGGGUUAUUUUUAUAUUAUUAACUAUAUCACAACAAAAUAAUAUUACCAAUUAUUUUGUUGGGGCACAAAGAUUUGUAGAGAAAUGUUUACAAAUUUAUUUUUGUAUUUUUUUCUGAAUUAUUUUUGUAUUCUAUUUGAAUUACAAUUGAAAUGUACUGAAAAUAUAUCAUAGUUAUUUUAAAGUACAAUGCAAAUUAUCUCUCAGCAGCGGUAUACCUUUAACAACAAACCUACAAUGCUAUGUCAUCAUUUUAUAUUUUAAAUGCUUAAAAACUGUAUGAUAAAAUAGACUCAAAGUGAUACAAAUUGGUGAAAAUUUUCGUCCUAAGCAUGUACUGAGUAUACCCAAGUCAAUGAUGGAUUUUUAAUGUAUUUUAUUAGAUUCAUAGGAAUCYAGCUUAGGUGCUACUCAGACACUCAAUGUAGUUAUACCUUUCUUUAUCUGGAACACUGUUUGGAAUGGUUCUGAAAUCUAGUGUAUGUUGUUGGGAGCAGUUAGGUAUAC
This is a messenger RNA of Diuraphis noxia (Russian wheat aphid), 1928 nucleotides long. RefSeq names its product Multiple inositol polyphosphate phosphatase 2. The record is from RefSeq and is a predicted model, not a curated record. NCBI's taxonomy places the organism in Eukaryota, Metazoa, Arthropoda, Insecta, Hemiptera, Aphididae. Gene Ontology annotation, molecular function: acid phosphatase activity; inositol phosphate phosphatase activity.